Molecule: messenger RNA, 1107 nt
Organism: Neltuma alba
Lineage: Eukaryota; Viridiplantae; Streptophyta; Magnoliopsida; Fabales; Fabaceae
Product: transcription factor bHLH25-like
Exons: 3
Coding region: 27-1019 (330 amino acids)
Molecular function (GO): protein dimerization activity
Source: RefSeq, a predicted model, not a curated record
AGAAUGAUUUUUUCAAUGAACUCAGCAUGAAUAGCUCAAUUUAUGAGGAAGAUUUCCUCAGGCAGAUCCUUCACCAACCUUCUUUCCCUUCCAUGACUGACACUACUCACUCUCCCCUCAUCGAAACCAACACAUUCACCACCACAGAUGUGGGCGGUGCCGCCGCAGCCAGUAGCUUAUCCUUGAAUGACUCCGGCGCCUGCCAAUCCAAGCGUAACAGUCCGAGCCCGAUCAUCUCUGGACUUGCUAGUUUCUCUGACAAACCGGCAACCUCAUCAUCAUCUACUCAGUCAACUUACAUUCUAUCUUUUGAUAACUCAACGUUAAUACCUGGAAACACGCGUGCUUCGCUGAAACGGACUCCAGAAAACAAUAACAACAGUGAGUCAAAGGCCAAUCAAAGGACAAGGAAGAGUAGAAGUUCAUCUGAUUCAUUGAAUCACAUUAUGUCUGAGAGAAAAAGGAGACAAGAACUCACUGAGAAGUUUAUUGCACUCUCAGCCACAAUCCCUGGUUUGAAGAAGAUUGACAAGUCCUCCGUACUAAGCGAAGCUAUCAAUCACAUGAAGAAACUUAAAGAACGAGUAAGAGAGUUAGAGGAAGAGAACAAGAAGAUAAGUGGCGAGUUAUUAUUAUCAAUGUCAGGCCUGAAGAAAUCAUCCCUCCUCAACUCAUCAUCAGAAGAUCAUCAUCAAGACACAAUAUCUUCGGAAACAGUGAGUUUUGAUGAUUGCUUCAGAAUGAACGAAGCACUGCCUGAAGUUGAAGCAAGAGUUUUACACAACCAAGUUCUCAUCAGAAUCCACUGUGAGAAGCAAAAAUGUGUUCUCCUUAAUAUAUUGGCGUAUCUCAGGAGUCUCCAUUUCUCCAUAACCAGCACUAGCGUCUUAACCUUUGGAAAUUCUGCUCUUGACAUUACCAUUAUAGCCGAGGUUGAGGAACACAAAACAACAGUGAAGGAACUUGUGAAAAAGCUUCGCUCGGCUUUGUUGAAGAAGACCUCCCACAACCAAAAAUGAUCCGAUUUCAAGCAUAAUUAUAAUUUUCACUGUAUAUUAUGACCAUAAAAAUUAUACAUCUCAAUUUCCUGCCUCCUCGGGGCUACCU